This is a messenger RNA of Penicillium roqueforti, 795 nucleotides long. RefSeq lists its product as uncharacterized. Bases 1 to 795 code for a protein of 264 amino acids. The record is from RefSeq and is a predicted model, not a curated record. Lineage: Eukaryota; Fungi; Ascomycota; Eurotiomycetes; Eurotiales; Aspergillaceae. The transcript has a single exon.
AUGGACCUAACUGAUCUUGACCUUGCCUGUUUCGAUGUGGAAUGUGCGGUGGAAACGAUCGGAUCCUCAGCCUACGCCAUCCUGUCAAUUCUGGCCCGUCUCCAGAGUGCCCCGGAUCUGGUCACGGAAUAUGCAAAGUUCACCAAUGUGCCACCAGACAUAGCAGAGCUGAUUCUCUCCAAUGAAUACCGCCAGCUUUACGACCGACACACCCGGAGCCUGAUCGUUACCAUACCGGGCCGACCCCACGAUGCCCUCGUGGGUGAGCUCCAUCUAGUAAUGGCUGUCUCUCUUGCGAAUAUGCGAAGAACGGAAUGGUCGCUCACAACUGCACGGGUAGAAGGAGGCAUUUGCGCCAAAGAACCAGAUGGAUCAUGGAUUCCCCGAGAACUUCCUCCGGGUCGAAGCGAAAAGUGGCCCACAGUUAUUCUGGAAGUCGGAGUCUCUGAGGCUAAAAAGAAACUGCGAGCGGAUGCGGACUGGUGGCUGGCGAACUCUGAGGGGCAAGUGCAUGUGGUAAUCACUAUAGCGGUCAGUCGGACUGUGCCUGAGGUCACGUUUGAGACCGUUGUGCUUGAGCAGCCGCCUACAUAUAUCAUGGGUCAGCGUCGAUAUGUGACACAGGUCCGUCAGUCAAUUGUGGUCUUCCGGCCACCGGGUGGACCGAUUACCGCGGUACCUGAUAUCUCUCCACUCAUCAUUACCUUGCAACAGGUGCCGGAGACCGACCCAGUGAUUCCUAUUCCCUCCCUCGAGAGUAUUGCGAGUGCCGCAUGGCGUUGGCAAGAACUUUGA